AAACGCGCGGAAUCAACGUUCAGCUUAUUUCUUUGUUUUGUUUUUGUCAGCAUUUACGUUGGAAGAAAAUCAUUUUUCUUUAAAAUUUUAAGAUGAGUGAAUUGACUUUUGAAAGUAUUUUGAUACAAGUUAGAGAUGCACUUCAAAGGAACGGAAUCAAGCUAUGGGAAGUACCAUAUUACUUAAAUACGUCAUCGAAUGACACAGAAAUGAUGAAUCUGGCAAGUAAUUUUAGUGACACAUUGAAUAUCAAAUAUGAUUAUUGUUUAGCUGCACUUAACGAACUUCAAGAUCAUGCACUAGAUAAACUAAAAUCAAAUGAGGAAUUAAGGAAAGAAGGCGUUGCAACACUGAAAGUAAGAGUGCCAUGUAAUCGUUCUGCUGGAGGAACUAAAUUGUUGUCACUCAAAGUUAAGCUUUCAGACAUGACAGAAAGCCUAUUAACGUUAGUAUCUGAGGAGUUGAAUAUUCCGUCCAAUCGAAUAAAAUUAAUUAGUGGAGGAAGGGUCUUGAUUCAUCAAAAGACGUUAACAGAGCAAAAUGUGAAAAAUUUCCAGCAGAUUAUGGCGUUGGAAAUGAAAAUUGACCAAGAUGAAGCGAAAGCUGAAACUGAGAUUUACGAUCGGGUAUUAAAAAUCAGAAAAGAUGCUGAAGUUCUAAUAAAGAAUUCCAAAAAUGACUACUUUAAGCUCGAAAAUCAAAAUGGAGAAGCUAUUCAUCUCCCUGAAGUAGAACGAACAGCCUUAAUGAUGGGGCUUUUAUUUUACGAGAAGGGCCGUGUUCAACUUAAGAAGGAAAACUACAACGAGGCUUUGAUAUUAUUCCUUGAAGCUGAUAAUGAAAUUAAAAACUGCAAUGCUUCAAUCCUUAAAAGUAUCGAUAACGUUGCACUGUUAAAUUUAGAUAUUGUUUGGUGCUAUUUACAACUUAAAAGCAUAAUGCAACUACCUGAUGCAGAAAGAAGAUUAGAAGUGUGUGAAGAUAGUUUCAAACGAACUUAUGGUCAAAAUUUUGAACGCGUAAAAUCAAUCAAAAAUUCAGACAUGUCUGAAAGGUGCUUAAUUGUGCGCUUAAAAUUAUUGAAAGCUGUUUUAAACUUUCAUCAGAACAGACGUAGCGAAGCAUCUGUAUUCUUAUCUAUGGCAGAACAAGAAAUCUUAGAAUUAAAAAUUGAUGAUGAAAAAGUUUUAAUGCUUGUUGAAAUGGGAUAUAGUCGAAGUGAAGCUAUUGUUGGAUUGAGGAAUACUUGCAACUUGUCAAUUGACGCAGCCAUCAACUCGAUUUUAGACAAGAGGCAAAAAAUUGAAAAAGCACGAAGCACUGGUAAAAAGGAAAGAUAUCUCGGUAAAUGUUUACAAAGCCUUGGUUUCGAUGUUAAUCCAAAAGACGUUACUAAAUUAACGGAUAUGGGAUUUUCUCGAGAAUCAGCUGCAAUGGCUCUACAAAAGUCAAAUAACGAUAUAACAGAAGCAAUCAAUUUGCUACAAAAUGAAGGUGAUCAAUUGAAAAAAGAGAUGCUACAGUUCAUUAAACCCGACCAUGAAUUAAUCGAAAAACUAAAAGCUUUUGGGUUUGAUGAAACAUUAGCCACAAACAUAUUAAGGUUGAAUAUUAAUAAUUUUGAUGCUGCAUUAGAUACUCUUUUGCAAAUGCAGAAGGACGGAGAUUUUAAAAUACCAUCAGAAUUGGCUAAUUUUAUCAACACAUCAUUCAACGUUGGAGCUUCUACAUCUAUUGGUACAAACGAAAAUACAAGCAAUAAUAAAAAGAUGAAGUUGGACAAUAAUUUAUCAACCGAAGAUGAGAUGGCAAUUUUUGACGACUUGCGAAACGACUUGGAUCAUUUGGACGAAGAUGAUGAAUAUUUAACCUUCACAUUGAAAAAAGAACAAGAGUUAUUAAAUCAAUAUAAGCGUGCUUUAGGAUUAUAAUAAACGAUUCUUUGCAAAAAGUAAAGAAAGCACAACAAAAAAAUUAAUAAAGAAUCUAUUGAAUAUGUGAUGAUCCUCUUUUUUACAACGUGGCUAUAAAAAAAUAUCUGUGUUAAUGUCAUCAUGAUAUCGAAGGAUCGUUAAGUCUGACCUUGACCAAUAAUAUUUUUUUUUGCCACACGAAAAUUGUUAUGCAAAGUUUGAAACUAUGGACCAAUAAAUUGAAUUUAUUUGAAUUUUUCAA
This is a messenger RNA of Chironomus riparius, 2175 nucleotides long. The record is from the annotation of a GenBank genome assembly. Lineage: Eukaryota; Metazoa; Arthropoda; Insecta; Diptera; Chironomidae.